AUGAAGUCGGAGACGGUGACUUAUGCCAGUCUUGGUGCGGCAACAUGCAUCGCCUUGAUUACAUGUCUUGCUGGUGCCCUGGCUCAAGGGAACAAUAGCACGAGUGAACCGGUUGUCCUUACUGUCGCAGGUGAGGGCGGGAAUAAGUCUAGUCCACUGCUCUAUGGAAUUAUGUUCGAAGAAAUGGAUCAUAGCGGCGAUGGUGGUAUACACUCACAGCUUUUGCAAAACAACGGCUUUCAAGGGACCUCUCUUGGACUUACAAGCUAUGCACCAUUGGGAAAUGUGACUAUCUCCCAAGAUGGCUCGAAACCUGUCAGCGACGCCAUCACGUCCUCACUCGAGGUUGCAGUGCCUGACGGUGUCACGGACUAUGUCGGUUUUGCAAAUCUGGGCUAUAAAGGAAUUACUGUUCUGAAGGCUACCUACAAGACGACCUUUUGGAUGAGAGGGAAGUACUCGGGAAAAAUAAAUAUCCAACUCGUUGGAUCGAAUAGCUCUAUCGUUUAUGCCGAUCACAACGUAUCUGUGAAGAGUACAGACUCGAAGUUUACAGAGGUUGAAACAUCCCUCAAUACUACCCACUCUCCUGAUGGAGAAAAUGAGUGGCGCCUGACUUUUGAUGGCUCGAAAGUGGGUGGUAGUUCACUUAACUUUGGGUAUAUUCAGCUUUAUCCGCCGACAUUCAAAGACAGAGAUAAUGGUCUGCGAGACGAUGUGGCUUCGUUUCUGGAUGAGGUCAAUCCAGCAUUUCUUCGAUUCCCAGGUGGAAACAACAUCGAAGGGUUGGAAGUUGAUAAUCGAUGGAAGUGGAAUACCACAAUCGGACCCGUGGUCGAUCGUCCAGGGAGAGAAAGUGAUUGGUUUUAUCCCAACACAGACGCGCUUGGACUAGACGAAUAUCUCUGGUGGUGUGAAGACAUGAACAUGGCACCGCUGUUAGCCGUCUGGGCAGGAAAGUCAUACGGGGAUAUCAUAUCGGGCUCCGACCUCGAACCCUUUGUGGACGAUAUCAUGAAUGAGAUGGAAUACCUCUUCGGAGACUCGUCCACUCAUUACGGCAAGAUGCGGAUCCAGAACGGCCGGAAGGAUGCUUGGAAAGUUGAGUAUAUCGAAAUCGGAAACGAAGACGACCUCACUGGUGGCUGUGACACCUACCCGGAUCGGUUCAACCAGAUCUACAAAGCCAUCCACGACAAGUAUCCAGAUGUCAAAUUCGUUGCAUCCAACGGAGACUUCUCCUGCCUCCCAUCACCCCUUCCAAAGGAUGUUAUCAUUGAUCUGCAUCUGUACCGGAAGCCGGACGACUUUGUCAAAUUGUUCAACCAAUUUGAUAACCAGCCGCGGGAUCAGCCUGUGAUGAUUGGCGAAUAUGGAGCUCGGAACACGUCAAGUGCCGAGGGAGUGUACUGGCCGUAUAUGCAAGGAAGCUGCAGCGAGGCUGUGUAUAUGAUGGGGAUGGAGCGCAACAGUGACAUUGUGAAGAUGGCAGCCUAUGCUCCAUUGCUCGAGCACUUUGACUACAUAUCCUGGUCGCCAACCUUGUACGGCUUUAAUGCGACCCCUGGCAGCAUUACUCCGUCCACUUCCUAUUUUGUUCAGAAGCUUUUCGCUUCCAACAAGGGUGACACUGUUGUCCCUGUCGAUUCAACGGCGGACUUCGGGCCUGUUUACUGGGUUGCUUCUAGGACGGGUUCAAAAACAUAUCUGAAGCUUGCAAAUUAUGGAGAAGAUCAGCAAACUGUCCAAGUCAGUAUUCCAGGUGCGAAGACUGGAAAGCUGGAAAUGCUUUCUAGUCCUCAGUAUCAUGGCAACACACCUUUUAAUGUGCAAGCUCAGACUGUCACAACGAGUGUGUUCAAUCCAUCGGGCAAUUAUUCAGUCAGUAUGGAUCCCUGGGCAGUUGCAGUUCUGUCAGUGUCAUGA
Molecule: messenger RNA, 1926 nt
Organism: Penicillium nucicola
Lineage: Eukaryota; Fungi; Ascomycota; Eurotiomycetes; Eurotiales; Aspergillaceae
Exons: 4
Coding region: 1-1926 (641 amino acids)
Biological process (GO): L-arabinose metabolic process
Molecular function (GO): alpha-L-arabinofuranosidase activity
Source: RefSeq, a predicted model, not a curated record